Macrosiphum euphorbiae (potato aphid) is the source of this 624-nucleotide messenger RNA. NCBI's taxonomy places the organism in Eukaryota, Metazoa, Arthropoda, Insecta, Hemiptera, Aphididae. The record is from the annotation of a GenBank genome assembly.
AUGGAGUGUGUUUUGAAAGAUAGCCGGCUCGAAGUGUGUUUUUGUUUUGCGACGCAGAGGAGACUCGUAUCGUACAUAGAAUAUCCAAGAAAAAUAUCUGUCAAGCCGUCGCAGGACUCGGCUCAUUACAGGAAGCGGUCCGAAGAAACCCUGACGGACCUUGAUGGCGAUAAGGCGCGUAGUACAGUCUCCCGUAGCAGUCAACAAACUGUUACGCGUAGGAUGUGCCAACUGCGGAUUAUGGACGACAACCAAAAUGUCUCCACAGAUCGUCAGCUGCAGACGGCGACGGUUCAGAAACGAUUGUACUGCAGACUGCCGUCGUCACUGUUGUCGCCGUCAUCACUGUUGUCACCGUCGUUGCCAUUGUCGUCACCGUCAUCUUUGUCAUCGGGGGUUGUCGGAAACGUGUCGGUGCGACGCAAACCGACUUGGCCCCGCUUUAACGGUUACAACCACGGCGGCCAGACUACGCGAUCUCAUCGAAAUUUCCGGUCGCCCGCGAAGGAAGUUGUUCAGGCAGUUCCGAGCCUGUGCGCGACACGCGGACGGAAACGGCCCACGUUUGUAAAUCCGCAUUGGGUAGUUCGGUACAUCCAACUAAUACUGCAGACGGAAAUUUAG